This is a messenger RNA of Pistacia vera, 1176 nucleotides long. RefSeq names its product RING-H2 finger protein ATL39-like. The record is from RefSeq and is a predicted model, not a curated record. Lineage: Eukaryota; Viridiplantae; Streptophyta; Magnoliopsida; Sapindales; Anacardiaceae. Bases 452 to 1105 code for a protein of 217 amino acids. The transcript has a single exon.
AUUAUGAUUCAUUAUAUCCACCUAAUUAAAAACAUGCUUCUUCUUCCAUCACUACCCACACCCACUCCAUAAUAGAGAUCAACUAAUCCUCAAAAUUAUUAUUAAUAUUCCAACCACAGCAGAGCAUAUAGGUCAUCCACUUUAUUUAUCAAUUGGCUUCGAAUUUCAGUGCAUCUAUAAGAGAGAGAAGAAGCUUCCACUUUUGUUUUUUUAUUGUUUAAUGCUUGUCUUUAUCUUCUCCAGCCUCAACAGUUUCUUGAUGUUUUUCACGUUUUUUCUUGCUGCUUUCUGAAUUUUUACAUCACAAAAUGCGUUGAAUUUGCUUGAUGACUGUGUUUCUAGCUCUUGAUUGUUCGUGGUAAAGGUAGAAAAAGUUGUAGGUUAGGUGAAGUACAUGGAGAAAGAGAUAAAUCUUGAUCAAUUUGAUUGACAGAAAGAGAAUUUCAUUGUGAUGAACGACGAAGCUUUACAUCUUGCAACUAAGGUUAUGGUAAUGGCUCUCGUCAUAUCAGUAGUGUUGUUGUUUCUGGGAAUCGGGAUUUUGAUUUUUAUUCAUAUUUGUGUUGUGGGAAGAACGUUCAGGAGAGGAUUCGGAAAUGGCGGAAAUGUUGACAGAGGCAGCAAUGGAAGCAUGAGCAUGUCUCGAGACGACAUCGAGAAGCUUCCUUGUUUUGAUUACAUAGCGAAGAGUAAAGGGAGUAGUCCCGUUGAUUGUGCGGUUUGUUUGGAUAAUUUCAAGAAAGGCGAUAAGUGCAGGCUGCUGCCGCUAUGUAACCAUAGCUUUCAUGCUCAGUGUGUGGAUGCAUGGCUUCUCAAGAACCCUAAUUGUCCGAUUUGUCGAAGCAUGGCUGAUUCUCGAAGGUUUGGCGAAGAAAGCAGCCGUUUCAGUGAUAUUAGUAUUGAGUUAAUUAGAGAGCGCCCGCCAACGGAAAGUUCACAAGGGAGUGAAAUCAGAAUUGAAAUGGAAGAGAAUAACCAGAGACCAACAGAAAGUAGCGAUGAAAAUGAAGAUCGUAAUCAUGGAGGCGUUGAUGAAUCAAGAGAGAAUCUUGUAGGGACGACUCAUGGUGAUCAUCAAUUGGGUUCAAAUGUUGCUAUUGUUUAAACUUAAAAGAGAUUACUUGAAGUUAUAAACGUUUUAAUUAGAAUAUGAUUAAUUUUUCAAGUGUUGGAUAU